This is a messenger RNA of Saccostrea cuccullata (small rock oyster), 356 nucleotides long. RefSeq lists its product as uncharacterized. The transcript is spliced from 3 exons. Lineage: Eukaryota; Metazoa; Mollusca; Bivalvia; Ostreida; Ostreidae. The record is from RefSeq and is a predicted model, not a curated record. Bases 9 to 311 code for a protein of 100 amino acids.
AAUGUUCGAUGGCCGAAAGAUGGAAGUGUUAUAAUGAAUAUACCCAAGUUAAAUUGCAUCGAUUCCAUAACGAUGCCUACAUCUGCAGUGCUGCAAGAGAAUACGAUAUAUGCCUAAACAAUAUACUUGAUGACUGCAAAGCAAAUCCCCAUGUUGCAGACGUUGGCCUCGUUAUCAGUCAGGCCAAACAUAUUCAAAAGGAGAUGAAAGAUAUCCGAAAAGCGCAUAAAUGCGGUGCCUGUGAGAAGAAACACAGUCUGGUCGCUAUUACUCUAGGGCUGCUGUAUUAUUUCCUUACUUUGAAGUCCUGAUUUUUGAACAACAACUCUUCAGCAAAAGUUUAUAAAAAUUCUUUU